Parnassius mnemosyne (clouded apollo) is the source of this 240-nucleotide messenger RNA. Lineage: Eukaryota; Metazoa; Arthropoda; Insecta; Lepidoptera; Papilionidae. The record is from the annotation of a GenBank genome assembly.
AUGGCUGAGUUAACCGUCAAAUGCCUUUUGUACGCUGAUGAUCAAGUCAUACUUGCGUCGUCGGUGGCUGAGUUGCAAAUGAUGGUUACAUUAAUGAACAGGACAUUAAAAGAAAAGGGAAUGAAAGUGAACGCAAAGCCAUGCUGUAGCUAUAUUAGUAGUAGGUAUAGUUGUAGCACGAAUGGGUCGGCUAAAACUAAUAACCGGCGAGAUCAAAUUUGGUUUGUACGCGAACUGUAA